AUGGAUUCCCUUAUCAAUCCCGACCCCUCGCCCUUUCUCAGCCCUGCCGCCCAACCACGGGCAGCCCUCAAUCAUCAAGCCACUCCAAUUUUGGCCACCCAAUCUCCUCUAGCUUCCAUCAGAACCACUCCUACUUCUGCUUCCCAGCCUCCUGCAGCCACUACUACUCCUGCCUCCCAGCUUCCUCCUGCCAGCACUCCCCGACGGCGAAGUCCCCGGCGCCGGACUCCCAAUACGCCCGGCUCCACUCCUCCACAGCCGCGUACUCUCAACACUCCAAACACCCCAGUGCCGGCUCCACCUCCUCCUCUCGGGCCUACUGAUUAUGCUCCCGCUGAUAGUGAUCUUCCCGGGUUUUCUCCCACCACAGCCGACAACAGUCUAGACGCUCUUUAUGGUGACCAUGUCCACUGGAAUGACGGCACCCACCUUCAUGGUGGCAUCGAUCCCAUAACCGAUCAACUCUGGCAGUCCUAUUUACAACGUCUAUAUCAAUGCCUUCCCCAUCAAUACCAUCUUCCCGGUGGUGCUCUUGCCGAACGCUUCCUCGGAACCUAUGCUGAUCUUAUUGAAGGUGUCGUCUACCGACGUCACAACUGGGAAAAGCCCCUGAUUUUUACCAUGGUCAUUCUUCAAAAGGUCCCUCAUGUUCGCCGGAACCGCGACAUCAAACCACUGCUGACUCGGCGUCUUGAUCAAUGGGACAGUGGUCUUUAUGAAUCACUUGUUACCGAAUGUCACAAAGCCAUGGAGUCUUUCCUCUCCGAUCGCCGCGGCUCCAGCACACCAGAACAACGAGCCCGCCGCUUUCAGCAUCUCAUGCUUCAAGGUGAGGUGCGCCGAGCUGUCCGCUUUAUCACUGCACGUGAACAAUUCGGCGUGCUGCUCCCCACAGCUCACACUGAUGACGGCAAGGGCACCGAGCGGUCUGUCUUGGACAUUCUCAAAUCCAAGCAUCCCUCUCCAACCCCUAUUAAUUUAGCCCAGCUUCCCAAAUUCGAUGCUCCCCCACCAGCCUUUGUAGAUCUUCAAAUUACCCCUGAAAUUUCUGAACAGGUUGCUGGCAAACUAUCCGGUGCUUGUGGCCUAGGCGGCACCGAUGGUCCAACUCUCAAAAAUUGGCUCCUUCGCUAUCGCCGAGCUAGUACCCAACUUCGAGCUGCGUUUGGUCUCUUUGCUCAAUGGCAAGCCAACAACUUGGUUCCUUGGGCCGCCAUCCGAGCUCUCAAUGCCAAUCGCGGCAUGGCUCUCGAUAAAUUUCCCGGUGUACGCCCCAUAGGUAUUGGUAACAUUGAACGACGCUACAUUGCCAAAUGUGUCCUCGCUGUUGCUGGCCCCGCUGCGGCUGCAGCAGCUGGCACUUCUCAGCUUUCCGUUGGUUUGAAAGCAGGCAUUGAAGGUGCCGUCCACACGGCAAAUCAUGUUUGGGAUCAUCACCUUGGCUCAUCUGACAGUCUCGACUCUGAUUUUGGCUUCCUUAUUAUAGAUGCUUCUAACGCCUUCAACGAAUUGAAUCGAACUGCCAUGCUUUAUACAGUUCGCCAUCUUUGGCCCGAAGGCGCCCGCUUUACCUUCAACAGUUACAAACAUUGGUCCCUUGUUAUUUUUCACGACUCCACCGCUGGAACAGCUCACAUUAUCCUCAGCGCUGUUGGAGUCGUGCAAGGUGAUCCUUUAGCCAUGUACUGCUACGGUUUAGCCUUAGUUCCUCUCAUUAAACGGCUUCACCAUGAGUUCCCUCACCUUUUGCAUCUCUGGUAUGCCGAUGAUACCAAUGCUGCCGGCAAAUUUACUGAUUUACAAUUGCUUCUAGACUAG
Seminavis robusta is the source of this 1818-nucleotide messenger RNA. The record is from the annotation of a GenBank genome assembly. NCBI's taxonomy places the organism in Eukaryota, Bacillariophyta, Bacillariophyceae, Naviculales, Naviculaceae.